Hyla sarda is the source of this 4401-nucleotide messenger RNA. RefSeq names its product leucine rich repeat containing 8 VRAC subunit B (gene LRRC8B). Lineage: Eukaryota; Metazoa; Chordata; Amphibia; Anura; Hylidae. The transcript is spliced from 4 exons. The record is from RefSeq and is a predicted model, not a curated record. The coding region runs from base 279 to 2651 and encodes 790 amino acids. Gene Ontology annotation, molecular function: protein binding.
GAGCAGCCAAUAGGAUGAGGCGUCAGGAUGCCGGCGGGACGCCAUUGGCUGGCGCGCUCAGCGGUUUGCACCGCCUUCUGUGAGGGUGUAGGAAGAAAGCAGCUGACGGAGGCCACAGGAUAGAUGGGAGCGGAGCCAUGAGGAUUACGAUGGCGUUGGGCUAUGAUCCAGAAUGAAACCAGAAAUGAAGAGAAUGAGACUGUGCAGAAGAUGCAGACCCCCUGACUGAGGAAUUUUCCAGUCUGCUUUGUCUAUAACAUUGAUCCACUACUGACGUCAUGAUCACUGUAACAGAACUGCGAUUUUUGGCAGACGCCCAAACCUCCUAUCACAUUUUGAAGCCAUGGUGGGACGUGUUUUGGUAUUAUAUCACCAUGGUGAUGUUGAUGAUCGCCUUUUUGGCUGGCGCUCUGCAGAUCACACAGAGCAGAAUGCUCUGCCUUCCCUGUAAGGCAGAAGUAGGCGAUCACUGCGCGCAUCCCCUGGAUCAAUUCACUAUAAAGAUUAAUGUUUCAGCCAGUCCCUUUGGAAAAAUGAGCCCCUCAAGAGGAAUCAAGAAUGAAUUGCACCGCCAACAAUACGCCUAUAUUGAUGCUGUUUGCUACGAGAAGCAGCUUCACUGGUUUACAAAGUUUUUCCCCUAUCUGGUGUUUCUUCACACUAUAAUAUUUGCCGUGUGCAGCAAUUUCUGGCUUCAUUACCCAAGCACAUGUUCCAGGUUGGAGCACUUUGUGGCCAUUCUGUAUAAAUGUUUUGAUUCCCCAUGGACGACACGAGCUUUGUCCGAGACCGUUGCGGAACAGUCAAUGAGAAACUGGACCAACAAACCAUCGCGACGGUUGACUUGUGAAGACACGGAUGCGAGGAAGCAGUCGGUACAACACGGGGUGGAGGCCACGGCAGUGGAAGAUGAUGCUUCCAGCGUCCUGGACAGGAAAGAAGGAGAACAGGCCAAGGCGUUGUUUGAAAAAGUCCGCAAGUUCCGUCUUCACGUGGAGCAGAAGGACAUCAUCUAUAGGCUGUAUCUGAAGCAGAUUGUGGUCAAAGUCAUCGCCCUGCUGGUGAUCAUUACUUACGUCUCUUAUUUUUUGAUGCAUAUAACAUUCGACAUUGACUGUAAAGUGGAUAUUGAAGCGUUCACGGGCUACAAAAGAUACCAGUGUGUUUAUUCUCUUGCUGCAAUUUUCAAGGUUUUGGCCACAUUUUACGUUCUCCUUGUUUUUUUGUACGGAUUUGCUUGUUUUUAUAGCCUCUGGUGGAUGUUGAGAAGUUCUCUGAAGCAGUAUUCCUUCGAAGCCGUCAGAGAAAAGAGUCACUACAGUGACAUCCCAGAUGUCCAGAACGACUUCGCUUUUAUCCUUCACUUAGCAGACCAGUACGAUCCGCUGUACGCCAAACGGUUCUCCAUAUUUUUGUCCGAAGUCAGCGAGAACAGGUUGAAACAGAUCAAUCUCAACAACGAGUGGACCGUAGAAAUGCUGCGCAAUAAACUGGUCCGAAACUCCAAGGACAAAAUAGAGCUUCACCUGUUUAUGCUGAGCGGGGUGCCGGACAACGUCUUUGAACUCGCCGAGAUCGAAGUCAUGAAACUGGAACUCAUACCCGAUGCCAAGAUCACUCCGAUGAUCACUCAGUUGGUCGACCUUAAGGAACUCCACAUUUACCAUUCGACACUCACCGUGGAUCUACAAGCGCUGAGCUAUCUGGCUGACAACCUCGAAACUCUACAUCUUAAGUUUACUUCAGUGGAAAAGAUUCCGUCUUGGAUUUUCCUCUUAAAGAACUUGAAGGAAUUGUAUUUAGCAGGAUGUAUUGACAACUACAGCUUCGCACACAUCGAGGGCCUUCAGGACUUGAAGAACCUGACAACCCUCUACUUGAAGACCAGCAUUCCGCGAGUUCCUCCGGUGGUUACAGACAUGUUACCUUGCCUUCAGAAACUUAGCAUUAACAAUGAAGGAAAUAGACUUUUAAUCUUAAUAAGUCUUAAGAAGAUGAUCAACCUCUCCAGCCUAGAACUGAUAAACUGCGACCUAGAGCGAAUCCCACAUUCCAUCUUCAGUCUGACAGAACUGCGGGAGAUUGACUUCCGAGGAAAUAACUUUAAAACUGUUGAAGAAAUUAUUAGUUUCCAGCAUCUGCCCAAACUGACCUGUUUGAAACUGUGGCACAACUCCAUAGCCUACAUACCACUACAGAUCGGAGCUUUAGCCAACCUAGAGCAGCUCUAUCUCAAUAAUAACAAUAUAGAGAUGAUGCCGCUGCAACUGUUUCUCUGCAACAAGCUGCGGGUUCUGGACCUCAGUCACAACAAUCUGACUUUCAUCCCAGAUGAGAUCCAGCUUUUAAAAAAUCUUCAGAAUUUUGCUGUGACAAACAAUAGUAUUGAGACGUUACCAGACGGGCUGUUUAAAUGCAGCAAACUUCAGUGUUUACUCCUGGGAAGAAACAGCCUGACGGCCCUUUCCCCGCUGGUGGGCGACCUGAUGAACCUCAUCAAGAUAGAAUUGUAUGGAAACCAGAUCGAGUCUCUUCCUCCCGAGCUGGAGUCCUGUCAGUCCCUGAAAACUAACUGUAUUGUGGUGGAGAGCAACGUGCUGCACACACUGCCGUCCUACGCAAAAGAUAAUCACAAGUCUUCGCACAGAUAGGAAACCGCCAUGGCAAACUGUAGAAUUUUUUUUUAUUUAAUCUUUUUUUGUUGCAAAUUUAGUGAUAAGGAUAUAAAGGCCUCAUUUAGGGUCUAAUAUCUGGGGCUGACCUGGUCGACUUUUAUUUUAAUUUUUUUCCUUUUUACGCCAAUUCUUAUAUGGCUGCAGCAGACGUUGUGGUGUGAAUACUACCCAUAUUGCAUAUGCAGCCUGAAGAUUAUUUUUAGCAUUUAUUGUAAUUCGUGCAAUUUACUACUGUUUUCUAUGUAAUGCUGGAACCAUUCAUGCAAUUUUUUGCAUAUAUAGAACAGUGUUUUCUAAACAUUGUGCCUCCAGCUGUUUUAAAACUCCAAGCAUGCCCGGACAGCCUUUGGCUGUCCGGGCAUGCUGGGAGUUGUAGUUUUGCAACAGCUGGAGACACACUGGAUGGGAAGACAUGUCAAAAUUUAUUGGUUAGAUUCUGAGCGCUAGAACAAGCAGGGGGAGAUAAGCGCACGGCCACGCGUUUCUCUCCCCACUCUGUGUCCCUGUAACCAAGAUGAUGGUCCCAUAGACUUCCAUUGUGUGACUGUCCAGGCAUGCUGGGAGUUGUAGUUUUGCAAAAGCUGGAGGCACCCUGGGUGGGAAAAACUCCCAUAGAAGGACGUAUACUUUUCCUUCCUGCUGGAUCCACUUCUGUCCUUGGCUCUUAAAAUGUGUAAAAAAAACAAAAAAAAAUUACAUGUGUGAUUCCAGCCGCAGCAGACGUUCCGACGCGGUAAUUCUAAAUCCCAGAUUGAGUAUGUUCAUUCUUUAAUGGGAACCUGUCAUCAGAUUUUACCAUACAUAAUACAUGGCAACACGUUAUAAAUGGUAAAAACUUCUUUCUCACCAUCCCUGGAAGACGUUCAUGUCGGUAUAUGAAGAUAUAAAGUUUGAAAGGUGUCCCUGCUGGCCCGUAAGUAGUCACCUGGGCGGGAGCUAUCCGGUUCUGGUCCCGUCUGCUGCUACUGUAAUCACGCCCCCUUAGCGUGAUUGACAACCUGGACUAGGACCGUGCCAUCGCUCUGCUCUGUCUGCUUAGAAAAUAAAGCGAUGGCAAUGGCUGUCGAUGCUAAGGGGGCGUGGUUACAGCCCGAGCAGGCGGGACAAGCAGAGGAUUGCUCCCACCCAGGGGACUGCUUACAGGCUGGCGGGGGCACCUUUCAAACUGCAUAUCGUCACCAUUGUUAUGUAUGGUCAAAUCUGAUGACAGGUUCCCUUUUUAAGACAAAUUUGUUUGGAAAUCCAUUGCCGAGCGGUCCUAGCGCCGGCUUGUUCUACCAGCAAGUGCUGCCCACGGAAUCACAUGGCAGAGAUUACGUAGUGUGAAUGAGCCCUAAAUGUUCCUAAAACUAUAGCUGGGUUCUAGGCGCUGCCAUAAUAAUUUCUCUUUUUUUUUUUUAGGGAACGUUCACAGGUACAGGAUCUGCCGCAGAUCUUUUAGUGGCAGCAGAUCCUGUACCUGUGAAUGUCCCUACGUUAUUAUUUUCUGUAUAUUGCACAAAAAAAUGUAAAAUAUAUAAAAAAGAAAAAAAAAAACUGCACUAGGGACCAAAUAGUGGCCACUGACAUAGCAAGUACUUGCACCUCGGAGAGAACCAGGCACCGGCUAGAGGAACGCCGACAUGACAAACCUGAAGUGCGCAAAACUACUGUGAUAGUAACACGUAGCUGUGAUUGUAGCUGUGACUUACUAGAAAUGUGUGAAGAGAAGGAGACGAUGUGCAAA